Molecule: messenger RNA, 1041 nt
Organism: Fusarium poae
Lineage: Eukaryota; Fungi; Ascomycota; Sordariomycetes; Hypocreales; Nectriaceae
Exons: 3
Coding region: 1-1041 (346 amino acids)
Biological process (GO): mitochondrial respiratory chain complex I assembly
Cellular component (GO): mitochondrion
Molecular function (GO): S-adenosylmethionine-dependent methyltransferase activity
Source: RefSeq, a predicted model, not a curated record
AUGGCUUCUACAGCUUUGUCGCGACCAACCAAUAUCUGCCGUCCCAUCACAAACCAACGUUUCUAUGCUGUUCAAGCUGCUGGAGCUCCUCGUUUCCAGGUCUUCAAUCGCCGCACAAAAUGGUUACAGAAAGAGCGUGCGGGUAUGAAUGCGGAGGAAAGCCGUGAAACUGAUUAUCUCAAAGACGAGGUUGCCAUUCGGUUGUCAGAGCGACUUCUCGAUAUCAAACGACACUUCCCUCGAGUACUGGAUCUCGGUGCAAACUCUUGCAAUAUCGCACGAGCGUUGGUUCGCGAGAAUCCUGAUCCUGGUUCCAAUGCGCCCCAGUCACCACCAUUGUCGACACGUAUUGACGAGUUGGUUGCUGCCGAUUCUUCUUAUUCGCUCUUGCACCGAGAUGCCGAUCAUGAGUUUAACAAGAAGCUUAACAUUACUCGAAAAGUAGUGGACGAUGAAGAGACAAUUCCCUUUGAACCUAAUUCUUUUGACUUGGUCCUGAGUUCAUUAAGUCUUCAUUGGAUUAACGACCUACCUGGUAUUCUCACUCAAAUCAACAACGUUCUCAAGCCCGAUGCACCUUUCAUCGGAGCCAUGCUUGGAGGCGACACGCUCUUUGAAUUGAGGACGUCACUACAGCUAGCAGAAUCAGAAAGACGAGGCGGCAUGUCUCCUCGAGUUUCUCCUUUGGCUGAUGUCAAGGAUCUUGGCGGUCUGCUUCAGAAAGCCGGCUUCAAGAUGCUGACUGUCGAUAUCGAUGAUAUCAUUGUUGACUAUCCUGAUAUGUUCACUCUGAUGCAGGAUCUACAGGCGAUGGGAGAGGGUAACGCGGUUAUUGGAAGAGAGAUGGGCCCGAUUCAGCGAGAUGUUCUUCUCGCUGCUAAUGCCAUCUACAAAGAACUUCACGGUAAUCCGGAUGGAACUAUUCCUGCCACUUUCCGAGUUCUCUACAUGAUCGGAUGGCGAGAGGGCGAGAACCAACCCCGGCCUCUGCCGAGGGGUAGUGGUGAUAUAAACUUGAAGGAUGUUUUGGAGCAAAAAUAG